This is a messenger RNA of Jaminaea rosea, 1068 nucleotides long. RefSeq names its product putative NBP35-nucleotide-binding protein. Gene Ontology annotation, biological process: iron-sulfur cluster assembly. NCBI's taxonomy places the organism in Eukaryota, Fungi, Basidiomycota, Exobasidiomycetes, Microstromatales. The record is from RefSeq and is a predicted model, not a curated record. The transcript has a single exon. Gene Ontology annotation, cellular component: cytosol. Gene Ontology annotation, molecular function: ATP binding; ATP-dependent FeS chaperone activity; 4 iron, 4 sulfur cluster binding. Bases 1 to 1068 code for a protein of 355 amino acids.
AUGCUGGCCGUAGAAACGCCUCCCUCUCUGCCCGUGCAGCACACGCUACCACCGCAGUCGAUAGCAGAGGCACUGCCCGACACUGUGCCAGAGAAUGCGCCCGCUCACUGUCCUGGGACUGAUAGCGACCAGGCGGGCAAGGCCUCGGCGUGCGAUGGAUGCCCUAAUCAAGGUGUAUGCUCUUCAACGCCAAAAGGCCCUGACCCAGACUUGCCAAAGAUCAAACAGCGAAUGGCAGCUGUGCGCAACAAAAUCCUCGUCAUGAGUGGCAAAGGAGGGGUGGGCAAGUCGACGUUUACUAGCAUUCUCGGAUGGUCAUUCGCCACUGAUCCCGAUGUACAAACGGCCAUUAUGGACAUCGACGUCUGUGGGCCAUCAAUGCCCACGAUCCUUGGCCUAGCCAAUGCUACCAUUCACUCAUCAUCGACUGGAUGGUCACCCGUCUACGUCUCCGACAAUCUAUGCUGCAUGUCCAUUGGCUUCCUCCUCCCCUCGCAAUCAUCCGCCGUCAUCUGGAGAGGACCCAAGAAGAAUGGCUUGAUCAAGCAGUUCCUCCUCGACGUCGACUGGUGUGGCGGUGACGAAGAAGAGGCCCAAGCAAUGGCAGACGGAAUCGUCCCUCGCUCUCACCCGCUCGACUACAUGCUCAUCGACACGCCUCCUGGCACCUCGGACGAGCAUCUGUCGAUUGUCUCCUACCUCAAAGAGAGCGGCAUCAACGGCGCAAUCCUCCUCACUACGCCGCAAGAGGUGUCUCUUCAGGAUGUCCGCAAGGAGAUCUCAUUCCUCCGUAAAGUUGAUGUGCCCAUCCUCGGCGUCGUCGAGAAUAUGGCUGGCUUUGUCUGCCCCGCAUGUCAUGGACGCAGCGAUAUCUUCUAUCCAUCAACCGGUGGUGCCAAGGCCCUCUGCGAAGAGCUCGGGCUGCGCUUCUUCGGCAGCGUGCCCCUCGACCCGCGCAUUGGAAGAUGCUGUGAUACGGGCGAAUCUUUCGUCGACGAGUAUCCCGAUUCACCGGCAUCCAAGGCCUACAUGGACAUUAUACAGCAGAUCAGAGCCAUUGCGCCGUGA